Messenger RNA from Epinephelus moara (kelp grouper), 1566 nucleotides. It is a transcript of the gene fah, whose product is annotated as fumarylacetoacetate hydrolase (fumarylacetoacetase). Gene Ontology annotation, biological process: homogentisate catabolic process; L-tyrosine catabolic process; L-phenylalanine catabolic process. The record is from RefSeq and is a predicted model, not a curated record. The transcript is spliced from 13 exons. Gene Ontology annotation, molecular function: fumarylacetoacetase activity. The coding region runs from base 28 to 1074 and encodes 348 amino acids. NCBI's taxonomy places the organism in Eukaryota, Metazoa, Chordata, Actinopteri, Perciformes, Serranidae.
UUUGACCAGCCCACUCUGAAUGCCUUCAUGGCUCUUGGUUAUGAGGCGUGGAAGGAGGCCAGGAGGACCUUGCAGAGGUUGCUGUCAGCCAGUGACAGCACACUGAGAGAUGAUGUCAGCCUUCGCAGCAGAGCAUUCGUCCAUCAGAGUAAAGUCACCAUGCAUCUUCCUGCAGACAUUGGUGAUUACACCGACUUCUACUCCUCCAGAGAUCAUGCCACCAAUGUUGGCAUCAUGUUCCGGGGGAAGGAGAAUGCUCUGAUGCCAAACUGGUUGAGGCUUCCAGUGGGAUACCAUGGUAGAGCAUCAUCUGUGGUUGUUUCUGGGACCCCCAUCCGUCGCCCCUCAGGCCAGAUGAGACCUGACCAGACAAAACCUCCAGUGUUUGGCCAGUCUAAACAGUUGGACAUUGAGCUGGAGAUGGCCUUCUUUGUUGGAGGAGGGAAUCAGCUUGGGGAGCCCAUUCCCAUCGAGAAGGCCCAUGAACACAUCUUUGGCAUGGUACUCAUGAAUGACUGGAGUGCCAGGGACAUUCAGGCAUGGGAGUAUGUUCCUCUUGGUCCUUUCCUGGGGAAGAACUUCGGGACAACCAUCUCACCCUGGGUCAUCCCAAUGGAGGCACUGUUACCCUUUGCAGAGCCCAACCCCAUCCAGGAUCCAGAUCCCCUCCCCUACCUGCAACACCAUGAUGCUUACACUUUCAACAUUAAUCUGUUUGUGUCCCUUAAAGGACAGGACAUGGCAGAGGCAGCAACCAUCUGCAAGUCAAACUUUAAGUACAUGUACUGGACCAUGAAGCAGCAGCUCACCCAUCACACAGUCAACGGUUGUAAUGUCAGACCGGGAGACCUGCUGGCUUCUGGUACCAUUAGUGGACCUGAUCCAGGAAGUUUUGGCUCCAUGCUAGAGCUGUCAUGGAGGGGAUCUAAGAGCAUUGACCUGGGAGGAGGAGAAACCAGAACUUUCCUCAAAGAUGGAGAUGAAGUCACCAUCACAGGUUACUGUCAAGGAGAUGGAUAUAGAGUGGGCUUCGGACUCUGUACAGGAGUCAUCCUCCCUGCCCUGCAACAUUGAAACACGCUUACUGUUACUGGAGUGGUCAUCCUUUUGUAGAACAUAAAUACUGAAAGACACAAACUUAAACACUUGCAGUGUCUCACACUGCUUUGACAUUUACUGACGAUGAAUGGAGACAACCACAACCAAAACUCCACACAGACACACAUCUUUAGCUUAAAAUGACAUAUACAGUGUAAUUUAAUAAUUGAUGAGUUUUUUUCAGAUGUAGUGGACAUAGUCUCAGAGCUCUGUAGAGCUGUGUCCUUGUUAAAGAAUUCCUCUGCAAUAUUCAUCUAACAGAGGGAUGCUCCUACAUUACGUCACUGUGUUACUGCUAUACCAGCAUCAGUGUUAUUGCACAACUACAUUGGGAAUUUCUUCCAGAAAUGACAAACUCAUUUAGUCAGACAUACAGUAUUUGUUAUUAAUUUAAAGUCAUUUUCUGUCUUUUCUUAUCAGCAAAUUUUGUGCAGACCCAAACAAACAAUAAAUUGAUUCUACUGACAA